This is a messenger RNA of Musca domestica (house fly), 2335 nucleotides long. RefSeq names its product zinc finger Y-chromosomal protein. Gene Ontology annotation, biological process: regulation of transcription by RNA polymerase II. Lineage: Eukaryota; Metazoa; Arthropoda; Insecta; Diptera; Muscidae. Gene Ontology annotation, molecular function: zinc ion binding; RNA polymerase II transcription regulatory region sequence-specific DNA binding; DNA-binding transcription factor activity, RNA polymerase II-specific. The coding region runs from base 622 to 2220 and encodes 532 amino acids. The record is from RefSeq and is a predicted model, not a curated record. Gene Ontology annotation, cellular component: nucleus. The transcript is spliced from 4 exons.
AGGGUACCAACCAAUCGUUUCUGCCCAAAUUUGAUUGUUUUCUUCCUGCCCUGCUCUCAAAGCGACUGCGCGAAACAACCUGCUGUUCCACAGGAAUACAGACACACAAAUAAGUGGACAUUUUAAGUCAUCUAAAAUAAAAAACCCGGUGUUGGUCACAAAGUUUCUUGAAAUAGAAAACAAAUAAAAAAUUUUAAUUAUCGGGAAGAAAAUUGAAAGAAAAGUUCAAGAAAUAAAUUCAAAUAUUUUUGCAAUUAAACUCCACAAAGUGUUUUGUUAUUAAAAUCAAAGAAAUAGUGGUGGUUUUUUCGGUGACCGUGUAAGAAAAGUUAUGUGUUUGAUGUUGAAGAAAUCUUUUAAAAAAGUUGUUUAUCAAAGGUCUGAAUGAAAUAAGAAAUAUGUAAUAAAUACUACAGAUUCUUAAUGGAAAGCAUUCUGUGUUAAUCAAGUGGUUCGAGUAAAUUGAUAGCAACUGUCUCCUGUCUGCUUUCAAGAAUACAUGGGGAAUUCCUGAUAGCGAUUACCUGACCGAAUUAACAGGAUCCUCCUACAAAUCUGCCCGCUUUUAAGACAUUAUUCUAAUUGUGUUCUUGUUGUAUUCAUGGGAAAACUUAUUCAAAGAUGUCUCAGAAGAAUAGCUGCCGUUUGUGUGUGAAGUGGUGCGAAUAUGUUAAAAAUCUCUACGAUGAGAGUGGUCAACCAAAUGCCUUGUAUGAAAUCAUCGCUAAAUACUUUCAUCCUACGGUUUUAAAUAUCGAAAAAUACACCUAUUUGACGGGCAUUUGCCGCCAAUGUUGGAUACACAUUAAAGUAUUUACCGGUUUUCAAAGAACCAUUAAAGAGGCCCAAGCGAUUCUCCUUGACUCCUGCCCGGAAGAUACAAAUGAAACCAAAUUGGAAACACACUUUGAAUAUGGAAGUAAUAGAGAAGACAUACAAUUUAUUAUUACCUCCUCCGAUCUCAAUAUUAAAGAUGAGUUUGGUGAGGAGCCAGCGGGAGAAGGUUCAGGGUCAAUUGGGGAAGAAUAUCUGGAAGAUGAUUGCAGUUCCUCAAAUGCAAUGAAAGGGCCCCAGCAAUAUGGGGGCGAUGAGACAAAUGUCAUCAACAUAGAAGAAUUUACGGAUGAGGCUGGUGGCCAUUUUGAGAAUGAGGAAGGAGAAGCUAUCUUGCUGGAUAAUAACAAUGAAAAUGAAGUCAAUGAAAUGGAGUUGCUACAUUUACAAAAUGAAUAUGAACAACAGCAUUUAGAUGAGAUAAAUGCCGCUGAAUAUCCCGCAAAUAGUUUUUCACAGGUGCAACAGAAUGCCCAUGAAAUGUCCACUAAAAGUCAUGUGCCACAGGAAUUGUAUACUGAUGCCUGGAGUGGGGAAAUUGUUGCCGAACAUUUACCAUUUGUUGAGGAUGGCUCGCAGCAGCCGCACUACACCAACGAAGGCCAGGAAUUCUUUAAUAAUUCAACAACAACACCAGAUACAGGACAAACCAGUGAUGAUAGCCCCUCAAUUGUUCUACUUAAGGAUGAGUAUCAGUUGGAACCUGCCAUGAUUUUUAAAUGUAAAUUUUGUGGCUAUUUUUGGAAAACCAAAAAGGAGUUGAAGACACAUGUAAUGCAACAGCACAGAGAUCAAUUAUAUAAAAAUAAAAAAUCCAAUACCACGCCGCAAAUAACGACAGCCACCAGCUCCGCCUCCACCUCCACUUUCACAAACAACGCAAGUCUUUUACAACCACCCAAAGAGCGGCCAACACAACAUACAAAUGAGAGACGAAAUAACCAAGGAACUCUAUUAAAACGUAGCCACCAACAUCCUGCCCACACACAACACCGGCCAAAGCGACACAUACUCAAUAAAGACAUAACUGUGAGAGUUGAGGGUGCAAAACCCAUUGACGAUUUCAAGCUAUUGCAGCUGGAGUGUAAAUCCUGCACGAAAUGUUUUAAUAGCGAACAAGAAUUCAAUAGUCAUCCAUGCCUGCGUACCGUUAUUAAGCCUCGCAUUGCUGUGGGCAAGCGGACAUUUAAGCUACCGCCAGCAGCUACAAAAAUGUUACAAAAUAAGCCACAAUCUUCUUCGUCUAGCACGACGAAUGGCCCCUCAUGGAUCUACGCUUGUUCAUUUUGUACCAAGUCGUAUUCAACAUUUAGUGAACUAAAUAGUCAUCGGGAAAGAGAACAUCCCCUGGAGAGAAAUACAAAAUAUCUUAAAAUACUGCGAUAAAAUUGUAUUUCAUUUUUUUUUGUUUCAAUAAUUCGCAUUUUUGGAAAUUGUUAAUUUCCCUUUUUUUAGUUAAAAUGUAAUAAAAAAAUUAUGCAAACACUAUUUUUCUAUAAAA